AUGGACUCCGACCGUCGUUCUGGAUUUUCUCAAUAUAACGAAAACGCAUAUUCCGCCAACUCGAGAGCGGCUCCUAAUACGCAUGCCCGCGAUAUGUCGAUGGCUUCAAACUUUUACAACUCGCGAACAUCGCGGGACAUCCAGGCGGGCCAGAAAGGGGCAUAUUUCGACAACAGAGAGACUCAGAAUGCCUCCAAGGGGGAUGACCUCAACCCAGACAACGGCUGGGACGUCUACGCCGAUUUCAAUAACGCUGGCCCGAGAUACAGUUCGGUAAAGGCCAAGAACGACGGCUAUCAGGCCCUUCCAUCACCAUCUAUGCGACCCCCAGCGUCCGUCCGAGGACAGGAGGCCGACACGCCCGUCGAACUGGUCACUGUUCCAGCACUAGGAGCUGAAUGGAAGGCAGAGGAACUCAGAGCAAUGACCAAAAAGGGCCGCAAAGAGGACCGUGAUUAUGAACGCCGGCAGAAAUUCAAAGCGUGGUGGCGAGACGAGAUAGGGCUUUGUGGAAAAUGGGGAACACGCCGUACGAUUGUAUGGUUGGCAUUCUUCCUCAUCUGCGCAACGGGUAUCAUCCUCGCUUUUACUAUCCCACGAGUGCCGUCAUUUACAUGGAAUACUGGGGCUCCGCUCGCCAACUCAACAAAUGAAGACGAUGAGCCAAAGUUUGGAAGAUUCCCAGCCUCGUUCACAUUCAACGCCUCGUUGGACGUCCAUCUCGAUACGGGAAAGAACUUCCUACCACUCAAGUUCAAGCAUAUGCAUGCCGAAGUCGCGAGCCUCGACACACUCAAGAAGAUUGGUGAGGGCGAUUUAUAUGGAUAUGUGCUCCCCGCAAAGGCUUUCACGCGGGUGCUUAUUCCGGUCACGUUCAACUAUACGGCUGCAAACACUUCGGAUACUACAUGGUCGACCGUCUACAAUGCUUGCCGGAACAAAAAUCAGUACACCGGCGGAGUACGACCCGGUAUCAAUCUUAGUGUCGCAGUUUCCAUGGACAUUGCUGGUUUGGUUACAAAGUCGACAACCUCUGCGACACUCACCGAGGCGCCAUGUCCCUUCGAGUUGUCCAAUAACAACUCUUAG
Serendipita indica DSM 11827 is the source of this 1089-nucleotide messenger RNA. Lineage: Eukaryota; Fungi; Basidiomycota; Agaricomycetes; Sebacinales; Serendipitaceae. The record is from the annotation of a GenBank genome assembly.